GCCUGCAGCCAGCAGCCGGCCCUCAAACCGCCGAGCGGGGCAGCGCUUAAGCAGCCGGCGGUAGUUUAUCCCUGGAUGAAGAAAGUCCAUGUUAACUCGGUGAAUCCCAAUUACAGCGGAGGGGAACCUAAGCGCUCCCGAACAGCUUACACCAGACAGCAAGUCCUAGAACUGGAAAAAGAAUUUCAUUUUAACAGGUACCUGACUAGGCGCCGCCGCAUUGAGAUAGCCCACACUUUGUGUCUCUCUGAGCGCCAGAUCAAGAUCUGGUUUCAGAACAGAAGAAUGAAGUGGAAAAAAGAUCACAAACUGCCCAACACUAAGGGCAGGUCUUCUUCCUCUGGUUCAAACCCACAUUUACAGACUGUUUCCAAGGACCGUCAGACUGACUUGACAACUGGCCCGCGGGCCUCGGCGAGCGCAGCGAGCAAGAUGCAGAAAGGCGCCUACUACGACAACGCAGGGCUCUUCGGGGGCUACACGUACAGCAAGGCCGACACGUACCCGUACAGCGCGGCCCACCAGCCCUACGGCCAGGCCGGCCUCGAGGGCGACUUCCCCGGCGCCGCGUGCUCCCCCGUCUACGUCGGGGGCAACUUCGUGGACUCCAUGCCGGCCUCCGGGCCCAUGUUCAACCUGGGCCACCUCUCUCACCCCUCGUCGGCCAGCGUGGACUACAGCUGCGCCGCGCAGCUGCCCGGCGGCCACCACCACGGACCUUGCGACCCGCACCCCACCUACACGGAUCUCACGUCGCACCACACGUCUCAGGGACGCAUCCAGGACGCGCCCAAGCUCACGCACCUGUAG
Messenger RNA from Tinamus guttatus (white-throated tinamou), 810 nucleotides. RefSeq names its product homeobox D4 (gene HOXD4). NCBI's taxonomy places the organism in Eukaryota, Metazoa, Chordata, Aves, Tinamiformes, Tinamidae. Gene Ontology annotation, molecular function: RNA polymerase II cis-regulatory region sequence-specific DNA binding; DNA-binding transcription factor activity, RNA polymerase II-specific. The record is from RefSeq and is a predicted model, not a curated record. Gene Ontology annotation, biological process: positive regulation of transcription by RNA polymerase II; embryonic skeletal system morphogenesis; anterior/posterior pattern specification. Gene Ontology annotation, cellular component: nucleus; nucleoplasm.